This is a messenger RNA of Mustela erminea (ermine), 1957 nucleotides long. RefSeq names its product collagen alpha chain CG42342-like. The record is from RefSeq and is a predicted model, not a curated record. The transcript has 2 exons. Lineage: Eukaryota; Metazoa; Chordata; Mammalia; Carnivora; Mustelidae. The coding region runs from base 1324 to 1842 and encodes 172 amino acids.
CGUCUGCAGGAAGCGGAGGGAUCGGCGGCCGCACUGCAGCCCGGGGACUUCGGUUCUGGGAGGGAAGGACAGAAGACCGGCCUCGGCGGGGAGACCUAGGGCUGCAGCGGCGCCCCCCGACGGGGACGCUAGCGCACCGUGAGCCUGGGCGAGGAGAGGGCAGAAAGGGGGCCUGGUGGCUAGCGGCUCGCGUGCAGUGCUUGGCGCUGCCCCUGAACCUGGCGGGCCGCCGGCUCUGGGCAGACGUCGGGCCGAGCGGCACCAGGUGCGAGUCCAGCGAGCGCUGCUGUGUGCACCAAACGUGUGCUAUGGUCACCCUCUCCGUACACUGCCACACUCGGGGCCGCGUAGAGAGAGCGUCUACAGCAAGCCUCCGAAGCGUUGUGUGUGCGCUGGGGACGUUGGAAGAAGGAGAAAAGACGGAGAAGCUUUUGUGUGCGGCGCGUUUUUGCGCGCAUGACUUUUCCAAAUCAACUUCCCGUGCACCUGCUUCUCCUCCCUGUGUGAGUGUCAAACUUUGACGUCCUUCCUUGGAUUAGAAAUCUCUGGAAAUGGUUCGGCUGUCCUCGAACUCGAGAGUGCAGUCCGGGGCCGGGUUCUACUGGCCCGGUCGAGUUGCGGAGCUAGUGCCACGUCGGGGCUCGGCCGCCUAGGACGCUGAGUCCCGAAGUAAAGCGCGGACCUCCCGGGCCAGGGGUGAUCUCUGCGGGACGCUAGGGUAGCGGAAAGGCCGCUUCUGCGCGGGACCUGGGACGCCGGGAGGGACCUGAUUAAUCGAGGUUCUUGGGUACGCGAAUGGGUUUGGGGGUUCUCCUUUUGGGUCAUGGGAGCCCUCGGACCUGCGUGGUUGGUUCACAGAGAACCACCUCGCCCCUUCCUUGGCCUCUCUCCCACCUCCCGCAGCUCGACGCAGCCAGGUCGAUAGCUGGUUAAUGCGGAGGAAGCAUCUCCCCGGCUCAUGGUUUUGUCUUUUCCUUCAGGAAGAGCUGAGUCUUAAAAAGUGAGCGUUUCAUCCGGGCAUUUACAGCGCACCCCACAGUCUCCCCACCUCGGGAUCUGGCUCUUGGCUCUCUCCGUUCCGGUGCCCCCAUUUGGUGCAAACUCUGGGGUACAGGGCCGUCGAGGCUCGAGGUCGAACACCUAGGAAGCACUCUGGGAAAUACCCUCAAUUUUGUAACCCCUGGAUUUUCCGUGAGAAGGGGACCCCAUGAUUCCCGAAACCACUUGGCUGAGAGGUUUAACUGGAAACGAAAUCAGGCGCCGGGGAAACAUUUCAAAGCCACAGCUUCCCCUGAUAUCAUCUCCUCUGGGGAGACUCCAGCUAUGGCCAACGCCAGCUUCUUCCCUACUCCGCUGAGAGUGGCCUGGCAUCUAGAGGUGCAAGCCGAAAAGGGGGCCCGGGCCGAGGAAAGCCCCAGCGCCUACGCUGGACCGAGAUCCGGUCCCGACCCAGGCCCGGCGCUGGGGCGGGGAGAGAGGUACCGAGGGCCGGGCAGCGGGGAGGGGCGAGUUGACCCAGUACUAACCCGCGUCCCAGCGCCUCCCGCUGCCCCUCCCGGCGCAGGCCGGAGGGGGCGGGCAGGGACUCCGAGCGCCCGGGCUCGCGUCCCCGCCCCGCCCCGCCCAGCGCGCAGUAUCCUCCGGGGUGGGCGGCCUCGCCUAGAAGGCGCCCCGGCGAUUGGCGACUCGGGAAGGAGACGCGAGGAAAAGUCGAAUAAGAGGGCGAGACGUCAGACCCGAGAUUUGGGGAAGGGCAGGGGAGGAGGUGAGGGCGGGGACGGACACACAGACACAGCCUCAGACACCGAUCCACGGAUCCACACCCCCCUCACGGCACCUUAAGUGUCCCCAACUUUAGGCCGCCUGAGCCCAGGGCGCCGCCGAGGCCAGGGGUGGGGGUGGGGGUGGUGGGGGAGUUAUGGGAGUAGGCAGAGAGAUAAAAAGAGGGGAGAAGAAA